Messenger RNA from Trichogramma pretiosum, 1251 nucleotides. RefSeq lists its product as uncharacterized. The transcript is spliced from 6 exons. The record is from RefSeq and is a predicted model, not a curated record. The coding region runs from base 1 to 1251 and encodes 416 amino acids. Lineage: Eukaryota; Metazoa; Arthropoda; Insecta; Hymenoptera; Trichogrammatidae.
AUGCCAGUAAUAACAAUAGAAGUGACAAGAAUGAAACGAAGCAGUCAUACAAGAAAAGCUCCCAAGACGCAACCGAUAACGAGGGCUUAUGCUACUGUCACUCUCGAUUUGGUGACGAUGCCAAAAACUGUGCAGAUCCUUGCCGUAGGAGCAGUGAAAACUGACUCUGAUGCAGACAUUUCAGUCUUACCUGUCUCGUUCAUUCCCCAAGCUCGACUUGCUAAAGCUAAGCUCGAAGCAGCAAUUAAGUCAAUAAUGAACAUAUACGGCUUACAUACUUUGCAAUUACAAUUCAAUUGCAAAACCAAGCCGCUUUACGAACUCGCCAAAAUACUGUAUAUGCAGCCGGAAAAAUCUUACUUUCUCCGACUUAUAACAUAUCACUAUUAUCACAAUCUCACACUUUUUACGACAUCUUGUCACAGUUUUCCACCACUUAUGACUCUCAAUUCAGAAAAGCCAUCAGUGAAAGCUCAGUAUGUCACUAUCUACAUACAGAGGGGCAUCCUGUAUCUGAGAAAUCCUUGGGCAUCGCCUAUACAAAUGGUUCUGAAAAAAGACGGAACGUGGCGCAUCUGUGGUGAUUAUCGCCGAUUAAACACCGUCACGAUUCCUGAUAAAUACCCGGUGAAGAGACUUCAAGAUUUCACAGCGAUUCUCGCUGAUACCAACAUUUUUUCCACUCUCGAUAUGCAAAAAGCUUACAUGCAGAUUCCUCUGGUUUCUGAACACAGAGUUAAGUCGGCAGUUAUCACACCUUUCGGCCUGUUCGAGUUCAAUGUUAUAACAUUUGGAAUGAGAAACGUGGCUCAAACCUUUCAACGAUAUGCGGACUCUGCUCUAGGCGAUUUACCUUACCUGCUUAUAGCUAUUGAUAUGGGAGAGUUUUGCAACAAGCAAGCCGAUGAUCAGGAGUUGGCAGAAAUUUUGAAGGACCCUUUACAUCCUUUGAAACUAGUCAAAUUCUCCUGGCCUAUAAAUAAACAAUUUUUUUACGCUAACGUACAAGACAAUAAUAUCAGGCCAUAUUUGCUUAAGUCACUUCGAACGGCAAUUUGCAACACCUAUCAUGGUUUAUCACAUCCUACUGGCAGAGUCAAUGAUCGUUUAAUUCAUCGCAGUUAUGUAUGGCCAAACAUGACGCGUGACAUUACCAAUUGGUGCAAAUUUUGCUUGGAUAGUCAGCAAUCUAAAAUUUCAAGGUCCUCUCCCACCAAGAGAUGGCUACAGGUUUAUAUUAUCCAUCAUUGA